GUGUGGGGUUUGAAAAGGAAAAUAAUAAACAAAUAAAUAAAUAAAUAUUUUUAAUUAUAUGUAGGAUGGUUAUUAAUUAAUGAGAAAGUAGUGUAUAUGGUGGCAGAUAUGAACAUUGAAGAGGAGUGUAAUAAAAGAAGGGUGUUUCAGUUGGGUAGGUCUGAGUAGUUUUUUAUUUUAUUUUAUUUUUAUAAUAACAAUAAUAAUUAUAAUGCAUUCAACCCUUCUUUUCCUGAUUUAUCCUUCACUAGUCUUCACUACUCUUUUUCCUUUAUUUUCCUUUGCCUUGUCAAACUGUGCAACCCCCCAAAUCCAAAAAAAUAUAUAUAAGAGAAGAGAGAAGUUUAAUUUGAAUAUUGAAUCAAAUAUGAAACCAAACCAACGCAGGCAAUGAUGAUCUUGAUGCUGAAGGUCUAAGAGGGGGGAUUUAAUUGCUCUUCACCCACCUUUUCUUCCUCACCAUUAAGAUAGAGAGAGAGAGAGAGAGAGAGAGAGAGAGAGAGAGAGAGAGAGAGAGAGAGAGAAGAGAAGAGAAAGAAAUUUAAGUCUCUAUAGACAGAGAAAAAAGAGAGAGAGAAAGUGUUUGUUUGUAUACCAAAGGGGGGGAGUUUAUUGGGUUUUGUUAAAAGUCCUUUUCUUUUGUUUGUAUUGGUGUUAGCAAAAAAUCAUCAAGGAUUGGAGAAGGUUGAAAAAAAAAACACAAACAAAAGAGUCAGAUUCUUCUUAUUCUGAUCAUAUAUAGUUUUUUAACUAGUAAUGGAGAUUUCUUAAAUUUUGUUUGUUUCUAUCUUGUGUAUCUUUUUCUCUGUAAUAUUAUUGGCACUGAAUGAGAUAAUUAUAUAUAUUAUGGGUAUUCUUGCUGGAAGGAAGAGAGCUCUUCUUCUGUAUUAUUAUUAUGUUGUACCCUUAUUAUUAUUUUUAUUCUUUGUCCAAACAUUUUCACUUGUUUCGGCUCUAAACUACACCACCAAACAGCAAGUUAGUAGCUUGAGACUCGAUAGGAUUCGAAGGCACUUGGACAAGAUUAACAAGCCUCCUGUCAUCACCAUACCAAGCCCAGAUGGAGAUAUCAUUGAUUGUGUUCACAAGAGAAAACAACCAGCUUUAGACCAUCCUAAACUAAAGAAUCACAAGAUCCAGAAAGUAGCACCAGAAAUGCCAAAAUUUAAGAAGAAAAGGGAAGAAAAUGAUGAAAUGGGGAGUUCAUCAUCAUCAUCAUCAAAUAGUGGUAGUAGUAAUGAAGUGAAAGGUGCAAUGUUAAUGCAAAUGUGGCACACAAAUGGAACAAGAAGAUGCCCUAAAGGAACGGUCCCCAUUCGCCGGAGCACCACUCAUGAUGUCUUAAGAGCAAAGUCUUUGUUUGACUUUGGUAAGAAACAACGGAACACUAACUCUUUAUUGCAUCGCCGCCGUAGAGAAGACGCUCCAGAUGUUGUCAGUGGCAAUGGCCAUGAGCACGCGAUAGCGUACACAGGAUCAUCAGAAGAAGUGUACGGGGCAAAAGCGACCAUAAACGUGUGGGACCCAUCAAUCGAAGUGGUGAACGAGUUCAGUCUCUCUCAGAUUUGGGUUCUUUCGGGAUCAUUCGACGGCUCAGAUCUCAACAGCAUAGAAGCAGGAUGGCAGGUCAGUCCGGAGCUUUAUGGUGACAGCAGACCCAGAUUGUUCACUUAUUGGACGACGGAUUCGUAUCAAGCAACAGGGUGCUACAAUCUCCUCUGCGCAGGAUUUAUUCAAACAAAUAGCAGAAUAGCCAUUGGAGCUGCCAUAUCCCCAGUCUCUUCAUUUUCUACCAACCAAUACGAUGUAACCAUUUUGAUUUGGAAGGAUCCAAAGCUUGGAAAUUGGUGGAUGGGAUUUGGUGACAAUACCCUAGUAGGGUACUGGCCGGCUGAGCUAUUCACACACCUAGCAGAGCACGCCACCAUGGUGGAGUGGGGUGGCGAGGUGGUGAACUCAAGGCCGAAUGGCGAGCACACGUCGACACAGAUGGGUUCGGGGCACUUCGCAGAAGAUGGGUUUGGUAAAGCUAGCUAUUUUAGGAACCUUGAGGUGGUGGACUCGGACAACAGCCUCAGCUCGGUUAGAGGCAUCUCCACAUUGGCUGAGAAUACCAAUUGUUAUAACAUAAAGAGCUUCUACAAUGACCAAUGGGGCACUUACUUCUACUAUGGUGGACCUGGAAAAAAUCCACAAUGCCCAUGACUCUUAACAUUACUACUCCUAUUAUGUACAACUAUUAAUAUUUUUCAUUAUAUAUACAAUAUUUUCAUUAUUAUUGUCCUCUUUAAUCCUCAUCUUCUCUUACAUUGUAUAAUUAACUUUCCUAAUUUCAAAAAUUUCCAUUAUCAAAAUUCUUUAAUUCUGUAAUUAAAAAUGUUAUUUUCCUA
Molecule: messenger RNA, 2390 nt
Organism: Cannabis sativa
Lineage: Eukaryota; Viridiplantae; Streptophyta; Magnoliopsida; Rosales; Cannabaceae
Product: protein neprosin
Exons: 7
Coding region: 847-2205 (452 amino acids)
Source: RefSeq, a predicted model, not a curated record